AUGUUGAAGUACAUGAUGUCUCAGAUAACCAUGAACAUGUAGGGUCUUAACUCGAACAAUUUUAAGGAGACGUUCCUUUUAAAAUUUGACAGCUCUAAAAAUUAGUGCAAUUCUUUGUUUUCAUAUUAUGAGCACACUAUCAUGAGUGAUUCUAACAUUAAAAUUAAUUAAAUUAUGUGCAAUUAUUAGUUUAGCAAGUAUUUAAAAUAGUCCAAAUACAAUUUCUAAAUUGCAUUCACUUUAUAAAUUUAAUUCUUCACAGUAACAUUUUUGAUAUAUAUCUACAGUCCAUCCAAAAAUUAUAGAAAUUAAUUUGAAUGCAAGAGUACUAUUUUCUCCCUCUUUUUAUUAAUGACUUUAAAAGGAAAAAAUUGA
Paramecium octaurelia is the source of this 375-nucleotide messenger RNA. NCBI's taxonomy places the organism in Eukaryota, Ciliophora, Oligohymenophorea, Peniculida, Parameciidae. The record is from the annotation of a GenBank genome assembly.